AUGAUAUUCAUCGAUGAUUAUCCUAUGAAUUAUAAACCUUUACUGCAGCAACAGCAACACCACAAUCAAAACCAAUAUCAACAAGGUCAACAAAGUCAACAAAAUCAACAAAAUCAACAUUUUCAAAACACUCAAAUAACACCACUGUCCAUUUUCAGUAGUGGAAAUUCAAAUUUAUAUAAUCAACACCAACACCAAAACCAAUAUAGCAGUAGUAAUCAACAACAUUCAUCAUCAUCACAAUCAUCCAUUUUCAGUAAUAGUAAUAUAAAUAGUAGUAACAGUUUAAGUAAUAGUGGUAACAGUUAUUAUAAUACAGCAACCAAUAUAUAUACACGUGGAAGACGUCCGUCCAUUCAGACUGGUGGAAAGUCGGGUGUCGACGAAGAACGAUUCGAUAGUAACAACAACAAUAACAACAAUAACGACGCCUACAAAGACGACGAUGACAAGAAAAUGAAUAUAUAUUAUAGCGGCGGUAGUGGUUACAGUUGGUGGUCAAUCCUCCUCAUGGGAGUGCUGGCGCUCGCCAUCGGAUUCCUCCUAAUAGUUUACUUCCAACCGAAUUUCGUGGUGCGUGCACUCUCCAAUCAUUUCAAUGGCGAAGUAGUGUUUUUCUCAGAGAAUCGCAAUGAGAUUCGCACGCGAAAACUGGUUGCGCUCACCAUUGACGACGCGCCAUCGCGUGACACCGAAGCGAUUCUCGACAUCUUUGAGCAGUACAAUGUGAAAGCGACGUUCUUCCUCAUAGGAAAGCAUGCAAUGCGAUCCGCCUACCACCAGAGAGUACUGGAUCGCGUACUCGACCAAGGUCACGAAAUUGGCAAUCACAUGUGGCGUGACGAACCCUCGAUCAACUUGGAACUUGACGAAUUCGAACGUCAACUCAUUCAGGUUGAUCAAAUCAUAAACCAAACCUACCAAAAAUACUAUGAAAGACUAUCACUUCGUCAACAACUACAAGAUUUAAAACAAAGAGAAGAAGAAGAAGUUCAUCAACAAGAAAAACAAGAACAACAACCACAACAACAAAAUAAUCAAGAAGAUUCAACUGAUUCUUCAACCACAUCAACAACAAAUUUAAAUACAAUCAACAAUAGUAAUGAUAAUGAUAAUAGUAAUGAUAAUAAUAAUAAUGUUGAUUGUAAUAAUAAUAAUAAUAAUAUUUGUAAUUUAAGAAGAAAGAAACUAUUUAGACCUGGAAGUGGAUGGUUCAAUAGAAAGAUGCUGGAUAUCGUAACGAGAUAUGGAUAUACUAUGUGUCUUGGUAAUGUAUAUCCACACGAUCCUUUCAUUAAGCUGACAUCACUCAACUCAUGGUAUGUGACGACCACAGUGUCACCCGGUUCCGUUAUCAUUCUACACGAUCGUGAAUACACUGCAGAUACACUCAAAUCGAUUUUACCAAAGCUCAUAUCCGAAGGCUAUACAUUCAUAACACUUUCAAAUCUAUUAGAUAUCGAUGAAAAAUUAAAACAAACUGAAUUACUUAAUAGCAAUAAUAAUAAUAAUAACAAUAACAAUAAUAAUAUUGAUAGCGAUGAAGAUAAUUUAAAUAAAAAAGCAUUUUAA
Heterostelium album PN500 is the source of this 1572-nucleotide messenger RNA. Its product is annotated as chitin deacetylase family protein. Gene Ontology annotation, biological process: carbohydrate metabolic process. Gene Ontology annotation, cellular component: membrane. The record is from RefSeq and is a predicted model, not a curated record. The transcript is spliced from 2 exons. Lineage: Eukaryota; Evosea; Eumycetozoa; Acytosteliales; Acytosteliaceae. Bases 1 to 1572 code for a protein of 523 amino acids. Gene Ontology annotation, molecular function: hydrolase activity, acting on carbon-nitrogen (but not peptide) bonds.